AUGGCGUCCAUGCGGGAGAGCGACACGGGCCUGUGGCUGCACAACAAGCUGGGCGCCACGGACGAGCUCUGGGCGCCGCCCAGCAUCGCGUCCCUGCUCACGCCCGCGGUCAUCGACAACAUCCGCCUCUGCUUCCACGGCCUCUCGUCGGCCGUGAAGCUCAAGCUGCUGCUCGGGACGCUGCACCUCCCGCGCCGCACGGUGGACGAGAUGAAGGGUGCCCUGACCGAGAUCAUCCAGCUGGCCACCCUGGACUCGGACCCCUGGGUGCUCAUGGUCGCCGACAUCCUCAAGUCCUUUCCAGACACGGGCUCACUUAACCUUGACCUCGAGGAGCAGAAUCCCAACGUUCAAGAUAUUUUAGGAGAACUUAGAGAAAAGGUGACCGAGUGCGAGGCGUCCGCCAUGCUGCCGCUGGAGUGCCGCUACCUGAACAAGAGCGCCCUGACCACCCUGGCCGGCCCCCUGACCCCGCCCGUGAAGCACUUCCAGCUCAAGAGGAAGCCCAAGAGCGCCACGCUGCGGGCCGAGCUGCUGCAGAAGUCCACCGAGACCGCCCAGCAGCUGAAGAGGAGCGCGGGCGUGCCCUUCCACGCCAAGGGCCGGGGGCUGCUCCGCAAGAUGGACACCACAACCCCGCUCAAGGGCAUCCCGAAGCAGGCGCCCUUCCGGAGCCCGGCCGCGCCCAGCGUCUUCAGCCCCGCAGGGAACCGGACCCCCGUCCCGCCCUCCAGGACGCCGCUGCGCAAGGAGAGGGGCGUGAAGCUGCUGGACAUCUCUGAGCUGGACAUGGUCGGUGCCGGCCGAGAGGCGAAGAGGAGGAGGAAGACGCUGGCAGAUACGGAGGUGGUGGAGAAGCCAGCCAAGGAGGAGACGGUCAUGGAGAACGCCACGCCCGACUACGCGGCCGGCCUGGUGUCCACGCAGAAACUCGGGGCCCUGAGCAGCGAGCCCGCGCUGCCCUCCACGAGCUACCUGCCCGCCACCCCCAGCGUGGUCCCAGCCUCGUCCUACGUCCCCAGCUCCGAGACCCCGGCAGCCCCGCCUUCCCGGGAAGCCAGCCUGCAGGCCAGCCGGCCCCCCGACGAGCCCAGCACGCCAGCCCCUGCCCUGCCGGCUCAGUUCAAGCAGCGCGCACCCAUGUACAACAGCGGCCUGAGCCCGGCCACGCCCACACCUGCGCCGGCUGCGCCCGCCUCGCCCCUGACGCCCACCACACCCCCCACCGCCGCCCCUGCUGCCCAGGCUCCGCCAGUGGCCAUGGUGGCCCCACAGGCCCAGCCCCCCGCCCAGCCGCAGCCCAAGAAGAACCUGUCGCUCACGAGAGAGCAGAUGUUUGCCGCACAGGAGAUGUUCAAGACGGCCAACAAGGUCACGCGGCCCGAGAAGGCCCUCAUCCUGGGCUUCAUGGCGGGCUCCCGAGAGAACCCGUGCCAGGAGCAGGGCGACGUGAUCCAGAUCAAGCUCAGCGAGCACACGGAGGACCUGCCCAAGGCGGACGGCCAGGGCAGCACCACCAUGCUGGUGGACACCGUGUUCGAGAUGAACUACGCCACGGGCCAGUGGACACGCUUCAAGAAGUACAAGCCCAUGGCCAACGUGUCCUAGGGGCCGCCACCCGCCGCCGCGGGCCGGGCGCGGGCUCUGGGGGCGGGGACCCGGGGCGCCCCCCGGGGCUGGCUCACGUUUCAGGUUCCGUCCUCGGGGGUGUCCUGGACUGGUUUUUAGAUUUUAACAUGGGUUACUUUUUGUGUGAUCUGAGACGCUUUUUUGGAUUCAAUAUUACAUUUUUGAAUGUUAAAGUUAACCAAAAAGUUAAACUUCCGAAUUUUAGUGACA
Molecule: messenger RNA, 1839 nt
Organism: Phyllostomus discolor (pale spear-nosed bat)
Lineage: Eukaryota; Metazoa; Chordata; Mammalia; Chiroptera; Phyllostomidae
Gene: NELFA
Product: negative elongation factor complex member A
Exons: 11
Coding region: 1-1608 (535 amino acids)
Biological process (GO): negative regulation of transcription elongation by RNA polymerase II
Cellular component (GO): NELF complex
Source: RefSeq, a predicted model, not a curated record